GCAAGUCAAAUAAAAAGAUGUCUCAACCUUUGAUAGUCUAAUCUUACAGUUAACUACCUUAGACCGCCAUGACAUCCAGUUGCUUUCUGAAAUCACUAGUCACAGUGGUCGUCUUCACUGCUUCAAAUGCUUUUCUGUGGUCUUCGUUACCGGAAGAAGGAGGCACCAUCACAGCUUGCCUAGGAAAUGACGUGUCAAUCCCAUGGUCCUUCACGACGAGUACGGAUGAAACUGUCAUUGGUAUCACGUGGUUUCUGGAGGGGAAUGACGGGCAAAGAACAGUGUUCGCCAGUCUCACGGAGGGAGAGUUUUUUCCUCUGUCGAGGCAAAACGUUCAGUUCGUCCCCAACGCCGGCUUCCGCUUGCAGAAUGCGAGUCUCAACGACAGGGGCAACUACUCCGUGUCCGUCAACACCCUCGACAGCGCAGGUCACGUGACGAGAAGUACCCGUUCUGCUUUUGUGGAAACGUCGACCCCUCCGGUGUGGUCUGGGGACCAGCUCGUAGCUCGCCGUAGCUCAGGUCCAGUGAGGGACAACGUCACGGGGACGUGGCACGUGACCCUGGAGUGCGGACACUUCUUAGACCGGGGUCAACCGCCGGUCAACGUCGAAUGGGUGACACCGUCUGGGGCUGUUUAUACAGAUUCCAACUACCAAAACGGUUACUUUGUCCUCCCCUUACAAUCCGUGGAGUCAGGAAACUACACUGUUCUCUCUCACAUCAAAGUCCGGCAAGCCAGUGUCUUGCCAAUGUCUCUAUGCUACUACCGAAAGCUGCUGUCAAGUAGACGACGACACCUUGAAGCUGACUGUGGUGGAGGCCAACCAAAGGGAGCUGAUGGACAAGGACCAGGUCCUGCGACAGGAGAACGAGGAGCUCAGGUCCCUGGUUCAGAACCUCACACAAAGGUUGAAUCAGCUGGAGGAAGCUCUUCAUCUUAAAGUGCGCAACCCAGCCACGUGUAUCGAUGUAAAACUUGGUGGUGGUGUGAGUGGUCUUCACACUCUUAUCCAAGACAGCUCGACAAUAAAGGUCUACUGUGAUCAGGACACUGAUGGAGGAGGCUGGACAGUCUUUCAGCGUCGACAGGAUGGUUCUGUGAAUUUUUUCCGCAACUGGACAGAAUACACAAGUGGCUUUGGGGAUCUGAACGGGGAGUUCUGGCUGGGGCUGGACCACCUGCACCUUCUGACAGCAUCAGGACCCUACGAGCUGCGCGUGGACCUGGAGGCCUUCAAUGGCACUCGUGCGUUUGCUGCUUACAGCGGCUUCAGAAUUGGUGACAAUGGCUCUAAUUAUACACUUUAUUUUGAUGCUUUCUUGGGUGGAAAUGCAGGUGACAGUCUCACAGACCACAAAGGACACGAAUUCUCCACACAGAACCAUGGCAAUGAACUUUGUGCUAACGACUGGCACGGAGCUUGGUGGUAUAUCAACUGUUUCACCUCUAACCUCAAUGGCAUCUACACACCCAACUCUACAGCUCCACCCGGUGAUGGCAUCAUCUGGAGCUCUUUCACCGGGGUAGAUGUGUCCCUCAAACGAACGGAGAUGAAAAUGAGACCGAUGUAGCGAGAGUUUUCACUGGUCGAAUGUUCUUAUUAAAGUUGAGUUGUUAAUCUAA
Molecule: messenger RNA, 1627 nt
Organism: Pomacea canaliculata
Lineage: Eukaryota; Metazoa; Mollusca; Gastropoda; Architaenioglossa; Ampullariidae
Product: ficolin-2-like
Exons: 9
Coding region: 841-1575 (244 amino acids)
Source: RefSeq, a predicted model, not a curated record